AUGUUUCGUUUCCUUUAUGAAUGCCGGGGUUUCCUGUCGUCUCCCAUAUUUAAGCGCUAUUUUCUGCUCUUUUCGAUCUCGGAACAACAGUGUUUCCAAUCAGAUCUCAUUCCCUUCCAUCUCUUUUUGCAGGUCGUGGAAAGGAUAUAUUGGAUUGGUCGUGCUGAUUCGAUAGUUGUUCCGGUGUUUGAUUGA
This is a messenger RNA of Brugia malayi, 195 nucleotides long. RefSeq lists its product as uncharacterized. The record is from RefSeq and is a predicted model, not a curated record. Bases 1 to 195 code for a protein of 64 amino acids. The transcript has 2 exons. NCBI's taxonomy places the organism in Eukaryota, Metazoa, Nematoda, Chromadorea, Rhabditida, Onchocercidae.